Messenger RNA from Chenopodium quinoa (quinoa), 1245 nucleotides. RefSeq names its product proteoglycan 4-like. The record is from RefSeq and is a predicted model, not a curated record. Bases 1 to 1245 code for a protein of 414 amino acids. Lineage: Eukaryota; Viridiplantae; Streptophyta; Magnoliopsida; Caryophyllales; Amaranthaceae. The transcript has a single exon.
AUGGGUGCUCGCUCGUUAGUUUUAGUUAUGAUGGUUGUUGCUUGCGUGAUGUGUACAAGCACAAAGCCAGUGAUAGGACGUCGCCUUCUUGAAGCAUCCGUGCCUGAGGUUCCUAAACCAGAGGUGCCAAAAUUGGAGGUACCUGAACUUCCAAAACCCACCUUGCCAGAGCUACCAAAGCCGGAAGUGCAUGAACUCCCAAAACCCACAAUUCCCGAGCUCCCAAAACCCACAUUGCCUGAGCUACCAAAGCCAGAAGUACAUGAAAUUCCAAAACCUACCAUCCCCGAGUUACCAAAGCCAAAACUACAUGAAAUUCCAAAACCCACCAUACCUGAGCUACCAAAGCCAGAAGUGCAUGAAAUUCCUAAACCCACCAUACCCGAACUACCAAAGCCAGAAGUUCACGAAAUUCCAGAGCUACCAAAGCCAGAAGUGCAUGAAUUUCCUAAACCCACCAUUCCUGAACUACCAAAGCCAAAAUUGCAUGAUAUUCCAAAACCCAUCAUUCCCGAGCAACCAAAGCCAGAAGUGCACGAAAUUCCAAAACCAACCAUUCCAGAGCAACCAAAGCCAGAAGUUCAUGAAAUCCCAAAACCCACUGAACCUGAGCUACCAAAGCCAGUAGUGCAUGAAAUUCCUAAACCCACCAUACCAGAGGAACCAAAACCAACCAUCCCCGAGCUACCAAAGCCAAAAUUGCAUGAAAUUCCAAAACCCACCAUACCCGAGCAACCAAAGCCAGAAGUGCAUGAUAUCCCAAAACCCACCAUACCCGAGCAACCAAAGCCUGAAGUGCAUGAAAUUCCAAAACCCACCAUACCCGAGGUACCAAAACCAGAAGAGCAUGAAAUUCCAAAACCCACCAUACCCGAGGUACCAAAACCAGAAGAGCAUGAAAUUCCAAAACCCACCAUACCCGAGGUACCAAAACCAGAAGAGCAUGAAAUUCCAAAACCCACCAUACCCGAGGUACCAAAACCAGAAGAGCAUGAAAUUCCAAAACCCACCAUACCUGAGGUACCAAAACCAGAAUUUCAUGAACUUCCAAAACCUGCCAUCCCCGAACUACCAAAACCCACCUUGCACGAGAUGCCAAAACCAGAGAUACCUGAACUACCUAAGCCCACCUUGCCCGAGCUUCCCACCCCUAAGAUGCCUGAACUUCCAAAGCCCACAUUCCCUGAAUUGCCUAAGCCAACCAUUCCAGAGGUGCACAUGCCUACUGUCCCAAGCCAUCCUUGA